Messenger RNA from Manis javanica (Malayan pangolin), 3006 nucleotides. It is a transcript of the gene ITGB2, whose product is annotated as integrin subunit beta 2. The record is from RefSeq and is a predicted model, not a curated record. Gene Ontology annotation, cellular component: focal adhesion; integrin complex; cell surface. Gene Ontology annotation, molecular function: protein kinase binding; integrin binding; amyloid-beta binding. Gene Ontology annotation, biological process: cell adhesion mediated by integrin; cell-matrix adhesion; integrin-mediated signaling pathway. Lineage: Eukaryota; Metazoa; Chordata; Mammalia; Pholidota; Manidae.
GGGGCCUGCACAGGGCAAAGGGACUGAGGUUGACGGGCCAAGGCAGCGUAAUCACCCACAUGUAACUACUACUUCCUCUGAGUUCUGACUUGGAACAGGAAGCACUGUGCCUCCACCAUCAGGGCUCGCCUCCCAGGGUCCUCCCAGACAGGCCCAGCACCAGCCCGGCAAAGAGUGGAGCUGAAGGCCUUCCAGCCCAGCCUAGUGGGACGCCCCUGUCAAGGUCUCCAGGACACCGAGCAGGGACAUGCCUUGGCCGAGUGCCCUGUGGCUCACCCUGGCGGCUCUGCUCUGCUUCAGGUCCGGCCUCUCCCAGGAGUGCAGCAAAUACAAGGCUAACACCUGCCGGGACUGCGUCCUGUCAGGGCCUGGCUGCGCCUGGUGCCAGAUGCCGAACUUCACUGGGCCAGGGGAGCCCGAUUCUGUUCGCUGCGACACCCGGAAGCAGCUGCAGAGCAAGGGCUGUGCGGCCGACGACAUCAUGGAGCCGCAGAGCCUCGCCGAGGCCCACGAGGACAGACACGGGGCUCAGAAGCAGCUGUGCCCACAGAAAGUGACGCUUUCCCUGAGACCAGGUCAGGCGGCUACCUUCAACGUGACCUUCCGGCGGGCCAAGGGCUACCCCAUCGACUUGUACUACCUGAUGGACCUCUCCUACUCCAUGCUCGACGACCUCAUCAACGUCAAGAAGCUGGGAGGCGACCUGCUCCGGGCACUCAACGAAAUCACCGAGUCCGGCCGCAUUGGCUUCGGGUCCUUUGUGGACAAGACGGUGCUCCCCUUCGUCAACACACACCCUGAGAAGCUGAGGAAUCCGUGCCCCAACAAGGAGAAGGAAUGCCAGCCCCCAUUUACCUUCCGCCACGUGCUGAAGCUCACUGACAACUCCAGCCAGUUUCAGACAGAGGUUGGCAAGCAGCUGAUUUCUGGAAACCUGGACGCCCCCGAGGGUGGGCUGGAUGCCAUGAUGCAAGUUGCCGCGUGCCCGGAGGAAAUCGGCUGGCGCAACGUCACACGGCUGCUGGUGUUCGCCACAGACGACGGCUUCCAUUUUGCGGGCGAUGGGAAACUGGGUGCCAUCCUGACCCCCAAUGAUGGCCGCUGCCACCUGGAGGAUAACAUGUACAAAAGCAGCAAUGAAUUUGACUACCCGUCGGUGGGCCAGCUGGCGCACAAGCUGGCCGAAAGCAACAUACAGCCCAUCUUUGCUGUGACCAAGGGGAUGGUGCAGACCUAUGAGAAACUCACCGAGAUCAUCCCCAAGUCAGCUGUCGGGGAGCUGUCGGAUGACUCCAGCAACGUGGUGCAGCUCAUUAAGAAUGCCUACAAUAAACUCUCCUCCAGGGUCUUUCUGGACCACAGCACCCUCCCUGACACCCUGAAGGUCACCUAUGACUCCUUCUGCAGCAACGGAGUGUCACGGGUGGACCAGCCCAGAGGAGACUGUGACGGCGUCCAGAUCAACGUCCCGAUCACCUUCCAGGUGAAGGUCACGGCCUCGGAGUGCAUCCAGGAGCAGUCGUUUGUCAUCCGAGCACUGGGCUUCACGGACACGGUGACCGUGCAGGCCCUUCCCCAGUGCGAGUGCCAGUGCCGGGACGCGGGUGUGGACCGCGGCCUCUGCAGCAGCAAGGGCUCCGUGGAGUGCGGCAUCUGCCGGUGUGACCCUGGCUACGUCGGGAAGAACUGCGAGUGCCAGACGCAAGGCCGCAGCAGCCAGGAGCUGGAAGGACACUGCCGGAAGGACAACAAUUCCCUCGUCUGCUCGGGGCUGGGUGACUGCGUGUGCGGGCAGUGUGUGUGCCACAGCAGCGACACGCCCAACAAGCACAUCUUCGGGCAGUUCUGCCAGUGUGACGACGUCAACUGUGAGCGCUUCGAGGGCCAAGUGUGCGGGGGCCCAAAGCGCGGCCGCUGCAACUGCGGCAAGUGCGAGUGCAAACCGGAAUUCGAGGGCUCGGCGUGCCAGUGCGCAAACUCCACCCAGGGCUGCGUGAACAAGGACGGGUACGUGUGCAGCGGCCGCGGCCGGUGCCGCUGCAACGUGUGUGAAUGUGACACAGGCUACCAACAGCCCCACUGCUGGUCCUGCCCCGGCUGCCCGGUGCCCUGCGGCCACUACAUCGCCUGCGCCGAGUGCCUGCAGUUCCACAAGGGCCCCUUGGCCGGGAACUGCAGUGCAGCGUGCAGCGGCCUGACGCUGCAGAAGGAGCCCCUUGGCGACGGCCGCACGUGCAAGGAGCGCGACUCGGAGGGCUGCUGGGUCACCUUCGCCCUGGAGCUGCGGAAUGGGAAGGACAAAUACCUCAUCCGGGUGGACGACAGCCGAGAGUGCCCGAAGGGCCCGCCAAUAGCCGCCAUCGUGGGGGGCACCGUGUCGGGGGUCGUGUUCUUCGGCACCCUCCUGCUGGCCAUCUGGAAGGCCCUGAUCCACCUGAGUGACCUCAGGGAAUAUAAGCGCUUCGAGAAGGAGAAGCUCAAGUCCCAGUGGAACAAUGAUAACCCCCUCUUCAAGAGUGCCACCACAACAGUGAUGAACCCUAAGUUUGCUGAGAGUUAAGGGCACCUAGUGAGGACAUGUCAACUGAACCAGUCAGAUGGGACCACCCCCAUACCACAUCUCCAUCUGGCCACCCGUGACCCUACUCUGUGGACACGGCUUACAAUGCUUACAAUUUCAGCCAUUAAUAAAAGUCCACUGUUUUUUUCUGCCCUCAAAAUGACAGCUAUGGACAGGUGAUUCUAUGAACUGAUGAGAAGGAACAGCCUCUGCCUUCUGAUAUGUACAACUUCUUGGCAGAGUCUUGAAAAAGGAAUUGCUUGAGUUUUACCAGGUUAAAUACAUGUUUUCCUGUGUAAAAAUUAGGAUGGUAUCUGGUUAAAGGUAGUGCAGAUAUAUUUAUAUUUUCACUCAGGGUAUAAAAUUACAUCCUGUUGAUUAUACUGCUCCCCAAUCAUGUGUAUAGAAAAAGAUUAAUAAAGCUUCUGUAGAGGCCGUCCAUGGAA